UCUCUGUCAGAGAGAUGCGGACAGCUGACUUUUUAAAAGACAGAUAUAGAAAACAGUAGGGAUAAUUAGAAAACAGUAGGGAUAUUUACAUCUUCAAGCAUCGUACAAGUACACUUUCAUCAGCAAUACAAAUUAAGACCUUAUUGAAGACUGAAUUAACCUGCUCUCCUAGGAAAUGACAAUCCGGAACUUCACCAUUGAGUACGAUGCCUUAAAUGAUCGCAACACCUUCAGCAAUGGGGAUAUAUUGGCGGGCAGAGUUAUCAUGGAGGUGUCAAAGGAAACCAAAAUCAAAGCUUUGACUGUCAAGGUGAAAGGCAAGGCUGAUGUGUCAUGGACUGAGUCACAUGGGGAACAAAGUGUGACAUACUGGGAUAAAGAGAAGUAUUUCUCACAAACUCAAUCUGUUUUACCGGAGGAUAGCAGAAAUGGCUCUGUUACUCUUGUGGCUGGCAGACAUGUCUUCCCUUUUGCUUUUCAGCUUCCUUACCAGGGCACACCUUCAUCUUUUAAAGGUGCUCAUGGUAAAAUCCAUUACCGACUUUUGGCCAAUUUGAGCAGGUCUAUGCGUGCAGCGAGCAAAGCGGAAGCAAAGUUCACCUUCGUAGCCAGAGCUGAUUAUGAUCAGUCAACACUGAUGGCGCCUCAACAUGGCAGUAAAGACAAAAAUGUCAUAUUUUUUGCCUCUGGAAAUAUUUCGAUGAAUAUUUUCUUGCCAAAGACAGGCUAUCAGCAAGGUGAAAGACUAGUCGUCAAUGGUGAGAUAGUAAACAGCUCCACUCGAAAAAUUGUGCCAAAGUACAUUAUCUACCAGAAGCAAAGCUUCUUUGCAGGAGGCAAUAGAGCUGUUCACACCACACAGAUACUGAAGGAGAAGGGAGAGCCUUUAAUGUCCUCCACCAGAGAGAAUCUGUCGAAAGUAUUAGCCCUUCCCACAGAGAUCAGCACCACCAUCCAGAACUGCCGAAUCCUCAAAGUAGAGUAUAGACUGAAGGUUAUUUUGGAUGUAUCAUUCACUAAAAACCCUUUGAUUAAACUCCCGUUGAUUGUACUGCCUCUAAAUGGCGGGACCUCAUCCAAAUCGCUGGAGGCAGGACUGCAACAAGAUCUGGCCAAAAUGAAUAUCUGAAAUUAAUACAAGCAAUGAGCACUAGUUUUGUUUACACUUUUUUUUUUUUUUUUUACUUAUUGUAUCAGAUACAAUAAUCAAUUGUUUAUUAUCAAAAAUAUGAAAACAUGAAUAAAAUAAGUAAAAAUGCUAUAUACUGUACAAACACAUACACACACACAGA
This is a messenger RNA of Carassius auratus (goldfish), 1292 nucleotides long. RefSeq names its product arrestin domain-containing protein 3-like. Gene Ontology annotation, cellular component: cytoplasm; plasma membrane. Gene Ontology annotation, biological process: protein transport. NCBI's taxonomy places the organism in Eukaryota, Metazoa, Chordata, Actinopteri, Cypriniformes, Cyprinidae. The record is from RefSeq and is a predicted model, not a curated record. Bases 176 to 1129 code for a protein of 317 amino acids. The transcript is spliced from 6 exons.